CUUUUCUUUUUUGCUUCUUUUUCUUUUUUCCUAUGUCUACUCAUAGCCUUUUAUAUCAUGAACUUUAACUCUUCUGAUUCAGGAAUAGCAAUAACAGUAAACGGCUACCAUUUUGACUCACCUAAAUUAUUAGAAGGCGUUGAUAAUGUCGCAGUAGCUCAUGGUUAUAGAAAACAAGAUAAGCUUCCAGUCAUAGCCAAAUUGUCACACCAGCCAUUACGAUUAGAAAGAGAAUAUCAUAUUGUACAACGAUUAUAUAGGCAGUCUUCUUCAGCUAGAAAACUACUAUGUAAACCACUAGAGAAAAUUAAACUAUCCAGCAGUGAUUCGAUUGCAUUCAUAUAUGAAGAUGUUCAGAAUAGAUUAGAGAAUUGUCAACCGUACAACAAUACACCUGAAUUACACAGUAAUGAUAGCACAACAUUAGAAAACAUUAACCCCUAUGUACCACUAGAAACAUUUCUUGACUUUGCAAUCCAAUGUUGCAACUGCCUGGAAAUGAUCCAUAAGCAUCAAAUUGUACAUGGAGAAAUCAAAUUGAAUGCUUUUCUUUGGCCUGGUAACAAGAAUAGCUCAGUCAAGAUUUGGAACUUUGGUUCUAGCUCCAGUAGUCUUGAACAGAGCCUAACUUCAGAAGGCUGGAGAAAGACAGUACAUCGUAACGGUGCCAACAACUUCUUACAGAUGCUAAUUUACAUGUCGCCUGAACAAACCGGGCGGACUACUUUCCAACCUGAUCAUCGUACAGACCUCUACAGUCUUGGCAUUACUUUAUGGAUUUUGUUGACCAACAGCCUGCCAUUUGCACACAACAGCCCUAUGGAGAUUAUACACAACGUACUCAACAAAAAACUUGCUCUAGUACACACUGUAUGUAUAGAUAUCCCAGUUCCAAUUUCUAUGAUUAUUGAAAAAUUGACAAACAAGUCUCCAGACGAAAGAUAUACCAGUGCUCAUGGUGUAAGGGAAGACCUGAAAGAAUGCUUAAGACAACUCAAUCAGCAUGGCACAAUUCAUCAAUUUCCUUUAGGAAAAUACGACAUUGCCAGCAUUUUUACUCUACCUAAUAAUGCAUGCUUUGGAAGAACACAAGAACUAAACUUGAUCAAUACAAUUAUUCGUCGUACAGCUUACAUGUGUGGAUCACAUAUCAGAAGACGCCGCCUAAGCUCAAGCGGUGUUACUGCAGUUGCUGCAGCAGUGAUGUCACCUCUUAAACUUAGUACGAGCGAGCGUGUUGAUAGAAACAGCAGUAACAAAAUCCAUCAUAAUCGAAAGCGAUCUACAGAAAUUAUUGCGAUCUACGGCAACACAGGUGUUGGUAAAUCGACAUUAAUACGUAACGUUCAACAGUUUGCAAGAGAUUAUGGAUAUAUUGCUAUUGCUAAAUUUGACAGAAGACAGCCUACACCAUAUGGAUGUAUUCUGAGAUGCUUAUCUAUUUUCCUUAAGAAUAUUUUAGUAGAGCCCGUAUCUGAGAUUGAGCGUUUCAGACGCAUGCUUAAAGAUCAAUUAGGGGCAGAGACCAUUUCUCAACUUCCUACUCUUCUGGUUGAUAAUGUUCCUGAAUUGGCUUCGUUUCUAGACCAGCCAUCUUUACAAAGAAUGUCAAGCAACACCAGCAUCAGUUCUGCAGGUUGUGAAUGUGACAUGGAAAGUAGUGAAAUCAAAUUAAGAUUCCAUUCAGCUUUUAUUGAAAUCUUUCAAGUGAUGGUCAAUUUUAAAUUUGUUACAUUGUUUCUGGAAGAUCUACAUCAAGCAGAUGAAGCAUCCAUUGAAUUAUUAGACUCACUUGUAUCGGCAAAACUCAAUUUCUUGGUUAUACUAUCGUAUCGCAACAACGAUGUCUCUAGUUUAAUUACCAAACUGUUGUCAAACGAAGACUCCAUUGUCAGCUAUGUCAAAAUUGAAAAUUUGCAGCAAAUAGCCGUCAUGGACCUUGUACGCACAACUAUGCAUCGACUAGAAGAAAUUGAUCUUGUGUUAUUAGCGCCGCUUGUCGAAUUUAUCUAUAAGCGUACGAAUGGCAAUCCUUUUUACAUCUGCCAGCUAUUAAUGACGCUGGAAAAGAAGAAUUUGAUUUAUUUUACUUGGGAAAAAAGACGUUGGGAAUAUAAUAUUCAAGAGAUUGAUAAAGCUUUGCUACUUGAGAUCAGUAAUGCUAACAAAAAUGGCGAUAUGGACAUUCGAUUUCUUGUAAGCAGAUUAAAAGAGCAAUUACCGCAGGACGGUAGGCGAUUCUUGAAGUGGGCAUCCUUUUUUGGUAACAGCUUUAAUUUUGAAACUGUUCGAAAUUUGAUGCGGGAGAAUGAAGAUAUGGAUGACGACGAAGACGACAACGACGAUGAAGAAGCUGACCAAGAUAGUUCAAAUGAAGAAUCAGUUGUAUCUCCUGUUAGCCUCAAAUUAACUGAGAAAACAGGCAAGAAGAAUCAAGACUGCAUCAAUGGCCUUCAAAGUGCUCUUCAACAAGGCUUUAUUCAGGCUGGCAAUAACGACAAUUUUCGGUUUACUCAUGAUCGUUAUUCUCAAGCAGCCAUGUUGCUUGUCUCCCCAGAGAAGAAGGACGAAUAUCAUUUUCGAAUUGCUUCGCAUUUUAUCGUCAAGAACCAUAUAGAUCGAUUUUGGGUAGCUGAUCAUGUUAUGGCUGCUAUUCAUCUUAUUCAGAACGAAACUAUCAAGUCACCUUAUCGAAAAGUGUUGUUGCAAGCUGGUGAUAAAGCAUUUGAUUCGGGUGCUCAUACACUUGCUUUUGAUUAUUAUACUGCUGCUCAACACUUGUUAUCUGCUAAUCCUUGGAAAGACGGACCAGACGCUCGAUAUAUCGAGACCAUUCACUUGUAUACUCGACUAGCAGAAAUUGGUUGGGUGACAGGUCAUCACAAGACUAGAACAUAUUUGCAAGCUAUUUUCAAGCAUGCUCAGUCAGCCAUCGAUCGUGCUACUGCUUACAGAGUGCAACAUCGUUAUCGCUGGUCUCGUACAAAAAGCAAAGACAGCCCUUCUAUUUUGCUUGAAUGCUUGAGAGAAUUAGGUAUGGACGAUAUCAAGAUGGACCUUUCAGAAAAAGAGUUGGAAGAAAUCUAUAUCUAUACGCGUAAAGAGGUAUUGAAAGUUGGCAUGAAUAAUAUCUUGAGGCUUCCUAUUUGUGAAAACCGAUUGAUUCGUACACGAUUCACAAUCAUGGAAGAACUGUGCCUAUGGGCUUAUUGGACAAACGACAUGCGGGCAAUGUUGGCCAUAGGCUCACAGUUUGUGCUUAAAACUUUGGAGAAUGGCACAACGCCUUCAACAGGCGUAGGUUUUGUUUUCUUUGGCAUUGUGUCUAUGCAGUUAUUCAAAGCAUAUGCGUUUGGUGAGCAGAUAGGUGAAAUCGGUGUGGCAUUAUGCAAUCAUUAUGGUGGUAACUCUGAAUCAGGUCGUGCAAGAUAUCUCUAUGCUACGUUCUUAAGUUCGUGGAAGCACCCUUUUUAUCAAUCGAUUCCUGUUGCCCGAUUAGCUAUGAAGCAAAGUUUAUUGGGAGGUGACCGUAUCUAUGCUACUUUUGCUCAUCUUUAUAUGGUCGCUGGUAAUUUGCUGACGGGUGAAAACAUGGCUGAUUCUCUCAAAGAAGCCAAAAAUUGCUUGGAAGAAACAGAUAGUUUAGGCGAAACAGUGGGAACUUCUAUUAUGGCAAGCACCAUGAUUCGCAUCAUCUUGGCUGUUCAAGGUAAAACAAAACUAACAGAAAGCGCUAUUUUUGAUGACAACGAGUUUGAAGAGGCAACAUUUAUCAAAGAAACCCAAAAACUACAUACAGCUGAUGCUGAUAUGCAUCUGUAUUAUUACUAUGCUAUGAAAUCGUGUGUCUUAUCCUUUUUUCAUUUUGAUGCAGCCUCAGUCAAGCUCAGCUCACAACAUAUGGCUAUGUCAGAUUCACUUCCUGGACAACGUCAUACACACUUGAUGCUAUUUUAUCGCUGUAUCAGUAUCAUUCGACUCAUUAGAAACAAACAACUCGAACGCGAUUAUCUAAAGCAAGUAGACAUUGCUCGAGGAAAACUAGAAGAAUGGGCUCAGUACGCUCACCCAGAUAAUCUUCAGAUGUUCAUCACCUGCAUUGAAGCUGAAUUGGCAUGCUUAAAUAAUGAUCAACCCAUGGCUCAAAAGUUGUUUGAUUUAGCCAUUCGACAAGCAAGAAAAGGAAAAUGGCCCAUUGAAAUAGCUGUGAUGCAUGAGUUAGCUGCUGAAUACUAUCUUCGACAAGAUAUGCCUACAAUUGCUUCAGUUCUGAUUGAGAAAUCAAUCAUCACUUGCCGACACCUUGGUAUCUUUGGUAAAGUCAGACAUUUGGAGAAGAAACAUGGUGCGAUUUUACAAGAAACAACAUGGCAAGGACAGACAAAAGACACUAGUACACAGACAGAUACUCCACAGCCAGCACCUAAACGUGAACCGAUUGACUAUUUGAAUGUGGCUGAUCCUUAUGCUCCUCCCGCAGAUACUGUGCAACAAGACAGCCCUGAAGAAACACUCUUGACAUUGGAUGUGGUUGAUUUAGCUUCUAUUCUCAAGAGUUCUCAAGUUAUUUCCAGCGAGAUGAACUUUGAAUUACUUAUGAAGCAAAUGUUAGGCAUCAUUUUGGAAAACUCAGGAGCAGAAUCAGGCGUCAUUAUCGUCAAGGAAAACACGUCUUUUUUGAUUGUCGGUUGUGGUUCACAAACGGACGGAUGCGAGAUUUUCAAUACACCAAAACCCUUAUCAGAAGAGGCUGAUUCUAUCAUUACACGUAUUGCGCAUUAUGCAAUUCAUGCUCAGGAAUCUAUAUUUAUCGUCGAUGUACAACAAGACUCCCGAUUUUCAGAUUGUACAACACAAGCCAAGUCAUGUAUAUGUACACCCAUCAUUCAUAAAUCAGCUAUUGUUGGUUGCAUCUACAUUGAAGGUGCUUUAGGUUCACUGACAUCACGACAUGAAACUGUGUUGCGACUACUAUCACAGCAAAUCGGUAUCUCUGUCACAAAUGCACUUUUGUUUAAGAGCAUACAAAAGGUCACUUAUGCCAAUGUCAAAAUGAUUGAGAACCAAAAGGCGGCACUUGAAGAAGCACGAAAAAGCAAAGAGGCAGCAUUACACGCUAUGAAACUGAAGGCAGAUUUCUUGGCUAACAUGUCGCACGAAUUACGUACUCCCUUCUCUGGGUUUUAUGGCAUGAUUUCGUUGUUAUCUGAGACAACAUUGGAUGCCGAACAAAAAGAUAUUGUACAUACUGCCAAAGAGAGUUGUGAAAUGCUAUUAAAAAUUAUUGAUGAUUUGUUGAACUUCUCCAAGCUAGAAGCUGGUAAAGUGACAUUGGACUUGGGUGUCGUCGUCGUAGAAGAAGUGAUUGCCGAUACAAUUGAGAUUCUGAGCUCAUUAGCAGCACGUAAAGGUCUUGAACUAGCUUAUAUUGUCGAUGCUGAUGUACCUGAUACUGUUGUGGCUGAUUCCUCUCGCUUGCGCCAAAUCUUGACUAAUUUAUUAGGCAACGCUAUCAAAUUCACGCAUUUUGGGGGCGUUGUUAUUAAGUGUCAUCUUGACAUGGAGUAUGAUGAAAAUGACGAUUUUGUCCAUCUCAAGUUUGAAGUGAUUGACACAGGUAUCGGUAUUCGUCCCGAGCAACAGUCUCAACUGUUUGAACCGUUCUCCCAGGUGGAUGGAAGCACAACGCGCAUGUAUGGUGGUACAGGACUUGGUCUUUCUAUUUGUUUGCAGUUGGUACGACUUAUGAUGGGUCAAGUAGGUGUUGAAUCGCAGUACGAAAAAGGGUCCAAUUUUUGGUUUACUAUUGUUGCAAAUAAGGAAAAAAAGACAUGUAAUGAAAAGACCGCUAAUGCAGCUGCACUCCGGUCUUCGCUGCGUAAUCAAAGUAUUCUGUUGGCUUCCCAUAGUGAUUUGAAUGCAAACAUGGUUCGCUCUUUAUUGAGUGAUUUCCAUAUGAAGCGCAUUGAAGACAUGCAUCAUGCUGUCUCUCAGGCAUUGCAAGAACAUCAUCCUGUCCUGAUAUUAGAUCUUCCUCCUAAGCCCAGUGGUUCUAUCGCACAUCAAUUACAGAGCGUAGCUGACGAUCCUGAAUGUGAAUUACAUAUUGUUUUGUUGUAUACACCAUCAACAGAAGGUCAUAAAUUGGCCGCUGAAGCAACAAACUCAGCAUCAGAGCGUCGUGGUCGAAUUGUGAAGAUGGCUAAACCAGUACGUCGACUUAAGCUUUUGGGUCUAUUGGACCAAGUCUUGGAUCCUCAACAAAACGCACCAACUCCACAUUUGCAGCCACCUAUGGGCAACCUAAUGUCAGACUAUUUCAAACAAGAUGAAUUGAGCUGGUAUGCAAAGAAGCCUGUAUUAAUUGCAGAAGACAAUAUGGUGGCACAAAAACUUCUAAGAAAACAAUUGGAAAAACUAGGCUUCUUGGUAGAGAGUGCAAAUAAUGGUGAGGAAGCUGUAAACCUAUGGAGUCAAAAACCACCUAGUUACUUUUGUUUGGGCUUUUUUGACCAUCAUAUGCCCAAGUGCGAUGGUGUUGAAGCUACGAAACGUAUUCGUGCACAAGAAUCAGGCACUGGAACUAGAUUGCCUAUUGUUGCCCUGACAGCAGAUAUCCAAGCUUCAGCUAAACAAAUCUGUGUAGAUGCAGGUAUGGACGGCUAUCUAACAAAGCCAUUGAUACCCAAGGAUUUGGCGGCCACUUUACGUAGACUAGGCCCUGCCAUUCAAAAAUACUAUGAGAGUUCAACGAAACAAAAACCAUACGAUACACCUGUUUCAUCUGCACCACCAUCACCCAUGUCAUCAUAAAACAUAGAUUUGCAUAAUAAUAAUUAUAAUAAAA
Messenger RNA from Gilbertella persicaria, 6847 nucleotides. RefSeq lists its product as uncharacterized. NCBI's taxonomy places the organism in Eukaryota, Fungi, Mucoromycota, Mucoromycetes, Mucorales, Choanephoraceae. Gene Ontology annotation, biological process: phosphorelay signal transduction system; protein phosphorylation. The record is from RefSeq and is a predicted model, not a curated record. The transcript is spliced from 8 exons. Bases 58 to 6813 code for a protein of 2251 amino acids. Gene Ontology annotation, molecular function: protein binding; ATP binding; phosphorelay sensor kinase activity.